Molecule: messenger RNA, 3895 nt
Organism: Neoarius graeffei (lesser salmon catfish)
Lineage: Eukaryota; Metazoa; Chordata; Actinopteri; Siluriformes; Ariidae
Product: periphilin-1
Exons: 6
Coding region: 259-990 (243 amino acids)
Biological process (GO): negative regulation of DNA-templated transcription; negative regulation of gene expression, epigenetic; protein localization to heterochromatin
Cellular component (GO): nucleoplasm
Source: RefSeq, a predicted model, not a curated record
CCAGAGCUUCCGCAUUGAAGAUCUGCUGAACACUGAACUUCAGGACACUGCGCCAAGGAAUGCAGUCUGGACCGGUGUGUGUAGGGUGGGAACACAAACUCAGAACCGAAAGAGAAAGUAGAAGUGAUCCAGUCAUGUCCUAGUCCACCUUUUUAAAUGAUAAGCAGUGUCCGAACCGAGCUGAAAGGAGUUCCUCACACUUCCUAAUCGUGUCGAAAACUGCACGACUAGUGAGCGGCUGUAUUUGAAGAGAAGAGAAUGAAGAGAAGAGACGGUAUGGAUUCGAACAGAUCCUCAUCUACCCAUAAAACGGAUAAGAAAAGAUCCAUUAAGAGAGUGAGGAGAAGUCCCACACGAUUCACUCGGCCAUUUUCUCGAGGGAGAUAUCAGUGUGCCCGCUUCUAUUACAGGCCCAGAGAAGACUACUUUUCCCAGCGGUCCAGUUUUAGCUUGAGGUUCCACAGGUUCCAGAGAGCCUCUGAUCUUCGCCCUUCAUCUAGAUCUCGGAGCCCAACUUUGGUGCUGAGACGCAUAAAAGUGCAUUCAUCAAGCAAGGACGUGGAAAAGAGAUCUGAUAAGAGCACUUCAACCCCAGCACAGGAAAAAAAAGCAUUGAACACACCAGAACGUUCCCGAUCAUCUUCAGUCGCUUCUGAGAGGCAUACCCUAUCAUUUACAGUCAAUCAGGAAGAGCAGCUCAGUGGUGGCAGGGAGUCUCUGUCCUCUGUAACACGUGCAGCUGCCAGAAGUCGAGCCAUCCAGAGAAAGAGAGAGGAGAUAGAGGAGGUUUAUCGGCAAGACUGCGACACAUUUGGCGUGGUGGUAAAAAUGCUUGUGGCGAAAGACCCGUCACUGGAGAGACCCAUCCAAACUUCGCUGAGGGAGAACCUGCGUGAGAUCGGCCUGCGCUGUGUUGAAGCCAUGGAGCAGUUUAUCCAAGAGUAUGACUCAAAAGAGCCUGGCACAUCAUCCCAGUCUCAGAAUCACUGACACACACACACACACACACAGACCUGAAUCUCCUGACGUAAAUUUUGGACAAUGCCGACAACCUCAGGCAGUAACCACAGAAGAAAAAAAUGACCAACUACAUCCACGAUAUAGUUUUUCACUGGCAAUGCAUUCAUGAAGGAAGGUCUGAGACUUUAGGCACAGCACAGGAUAAUGACUUUGUAAAGCAGUGCCAGUGGAAUAGUGCAUUCUUCAGUCCUGUCUACAUGAAGGGAGAAACUCAAUACCCACACACAUAGUUGUGUAAGAAUCACAGGUACUCGAUGUGGUAAAUACUGCAGUAGCAUUUCAGCUGUUCUCUCCAAUGCUAGUGUGAUAAUGCCAUAGCUUUAGGACAAAUCUGUGUUAAAGAAGAUCUGCUUCUUCCCAAACAAAUCAGAAUAAGCCUCCUGUAUAAGGUGUUGUAAAAGCAAAAAUGGCUCUGAUUUAACUACUAUUUUUAGAUUUAUGUUCAUAUCACCACUAAAUAUUAAAAUAUGUGUCAUGAAACAGCUGGUAAAAUGCCUCAAUAAAACAUUUCUGCAUGAUUUUAUUCUUGAGCCAACUCAAUUGCUUUUGCACCCUCAGGCAACCAUGGUAAAUUACAGAAAAUGUCCAGAUAAAGAUGAGGCUUAAAGGCAGCUGUAUGUGCUGUUUUAUUUAUUUUCCUCAGUCGUUCUUAAAGAAUUUUAAAAAUCUCUUAACCCUGUUUUAUACAAAGCUGGAUACACUGGGUUAUAUGUUUAUUUUCUGUCAUAGUGAAAAUAGUUUCUUCCUCCUAAAGACUUCAUUACUUCCUAGUUAUUUACAGUGGUCCUCCAUGGUAUGAAGUUCUCUUCGAAAAGAAAUCUUGUUGUGAAAGGUAGAUGUUUUCAGGACUCCAUAUGAAAUGUAUAUAACCUGUAGUAAGUAAUCUAUCUGUUUUGCUGUCUCUCUGUCAGUCUACUGGACCAGGCUAUAGGCUUUGGUGACUUGAAUAUACUCACUUGCUUUUAAUGAUCGUAACCUUUUUUUUUUUUAAGGUAAUACAGAUUAUUUCAAACGAUCAAGUGCCAAUAUCAUGUACUUAUUGAAAAUCAAUGGUGAAUACUUGAAAUGCAUGCAGAAAAGGUACAAGAAGUUGACUGUAAAAACACGUAGAUGAGGUUGCACAGUUAAUAUUGCCAUUUCACUACAUUUUCAGUGAAGCUUUUCACCUAUCAAUGUUCUCAUUUCUGUCUAAAUAAAGAUUAAGAAGCUUGUAUGUGUACAAUGCAGUUCUUAUGCUUUGGGUCUGAGCACUCAGAUUUUACCGUGAAGACAAAAUUAGUGGUUACAGGUGGUAUACAAACCACUUAUAUUGAAUGUUAUAUUUCUACAGUUCACAUUCAGUAUGUUUACAUGCAUGCUAAUAUUCCACUAUUAUUCCGAAUAUUACAAUGUUCGGAAUUUGAUAUGGGCCGUGUAAACAGCAUAAACAGCAUAUUCUGUUUGGAUAUUCCGAAUUUGGCCUUAUUCCAAAUUUAUCAUUUUCCAAAUAAGAUAUACGGGGUAUGCCGAUAUCUCAAUUGGGGUUUUUAUGUCAAUUUGUGGCACAUGGCAUAUUGCUUGUUUAUAGUUAGCUCUGUGCAUUGUACACAAACGAACUAAACAAUCAGAGUAUGCAUGGCUGCACACUCUGGGUGGCACAGUGGUGUAGUGGUUAGCACUGUCGCCUCACAGCAAGAAGGUUCUGGGUCUGGGUUCGAGCCCAGCAGCUGACAAAGGUCUUUCUGUAUAGAGUUUGCAUGUUCUCCCCAUGUCUGCAUGUGUUUCCUCUGGGUGCUCCAGUUUCCCCCACAGUUCAAAGACAUGCAGUUAAGUUAACAUAGGGUGGCCUUAGGCUGAGGUGCCCUUGAGCAAGGCACCUUACCCCCAACUGCUCCUCGGGCGCUGUUAGCAUGGCUGCCCACUGCUCUGGGCAUAUGUGUGUUCACUGCUUCAGAUAGGUUAAAUGCAGAGAGGAAUUUCAUAACUAUGUGUGAUGAAUAAAGUUGUUGUUCUUCCUCUUCUGCAUGCUAACGGGAAUCCAUCCAUUUUCCAUAACCGCUUAUCCUGUGCAUGGCUGCGGGUAAGCUGGAGCCUAUCCCAGCUGACUAUGGGCGAGAAGCGGGGCACACCUUGGACAAGUUGCCAGAUCAUUGCAGGGCUGACACAUAGAGACAAACAACCAUUCACACUCACAUUCACACCUACGGUCAAUUUAGAGCCACCAAUUAGCCUAACCUGCAUGUCUUUGGACUGUGGGGCAAACCGGCGCACCCAGAGGAAACCCACACAGACACGAGGAGAACAUGCAAACUCCACACAGAAAGGGCUAACAGGAAUAUUAGUGGAAUAUUAAUUUCCAUUUGCCAUGUAACCAACUUUAGUAGGAACAUUGCCUUUUUUGGAAUAAGGGUAGAAACUGGAAUAUUUUGUGCAGGUAAAGUCGUGAUUGACGUGUUUUAAAAAUAAAAAUUUCUCUGAGUGUCUUGUCCUUUGGCCAUGGUUAACAAAGUCAAAUUAGUCCAAAUUUGCACUGAAAUAAUCAUAUGGAGCUGUGCCAUUUGCUCACGUUUGACAGACAAGUCUUUUAUCAGACUUGGGAACCUUUCAUCACACAUUUUUUCUAAGAUCAUUGCCCUUGACUCAAUCUUUAUUUUAUUUUAUUAUGUAAUAUUUUUUUCAUCCUCUCUAGUCCCUUAGGUGGUAGUUGGUGACAGGUGACAGAUGGGUUGAGGGUGGACAAGGGUAGGUUUUAUGGGUGGGUUGAGAGUGGGCAGGGGAUUGCUGGGAUGUAAAAUAUGUACAUGUAUUUCAUUGAACUGCUGUUCUGCAAUUUGUCUUUUUCUCUUUCCUGUGAAAAAUUAAAUAAACAGAGCAUUCCCAUGUGCACUAAAAAUGA